AAAAUAGGUUGGGGUGAGAGAGGCUCGAACUCUCGACCUCAGGAUCACUCAACUUUAGCUAUGAGACCUACGCGCUAACCAACUGCGCCACCACCCCUUUUUGAUUGAGUCAAAUAAUGUAAUGUAUAAUUGCGUAACAAACAAAGGUGAAAAUCAUUUGUAGUUGCUCGUGGUUUAAUUUCAUUUGCAGAAUUCCCCGAUAGGCAAACAACCGCAAAAUCGUUUAAUUCCGGCGAUCUCCGACAGACCAGCAGUGUGAAGGGUCGUGAUUGAUUGUGUGGAAAACUAUAUGACGGAAGCUUUUACAAUUAUUGUCCUUCCCGCUUACAGUUUCAUGCCUGGUUCAGCUUUUUAGCUGCGGAAGAUGUGCAGCAGCGACAACCACAUACCGAUAUGGAACUUGCUGUACGUUGGGUUUCAGCAAGUAUUUAUGCUUGCUUACCUGUGACUCUGUGAGGCUGUAACUAGUUGAAGGUAAUACAUGAUCCUUAACUGACCUAAUACUUUUACUAGGCUGCUAUUUGACAGUAGAUAUGAGGUGAUCGAAUUCAGAAUGAACAUGUGCCAAACAUUCGUUAUCUAUGCAAUCAAAAACCAAAAACCUUCCUGUGACCUGCUAGUCCUACAAAAUAUAGAGUCCUUGAUAUUUUUGCAUGGCCAUUUUGUUUAUUUAUUUAUUAAUUUCUACAAUUUUAUUUGAGGUCUAUUUUGGCUGACUUUUUGACAAAAAGCAUAAAAUACAUCCACUCAAUUCCUAAGACGUCAUGCUCACUUGCUCAGGCAAAGAUUUGGCAUGAUAUUAGUAUGUAUUUAAAUAACACUUUGAUUUUUUUUCCCGAAAGAUUAGCCGUUGUUUUUAGUCCAAUCACUUUAAGAGAUCCCCAACAGAAAAGAAAAACCAUGAUUUCAGAAACAUGGGUAAUUCCACUAUUGACCCUCCUCACCAUAAUCUGGUCCAUCAUCCUCUUCACUAGACACCAAAGCCACCAAGGAAAGCCACCACAGCCACCAGGCCCAAAAGGCCUCCCCAUACUAGGGAACCUCCUUUCACUAGACCCAGAACUCCACACCUAUUUCACCUCCUUGGCUCAAACAUAUGGCCCCAUAUUCUCUCUCCGGCUCGGUACUAAGUUUGGUGUCGUCAUCUCCUCACCGGCUCUAGCCAAGGAGGUGCUUAAAGAUCAUGACGUCAUCUUUGCCAACCGUGACCCUCCCAUUGCUGGGAAAGUGGGCACGUAUGGAGGCCACGACAUUGUGUGGGCCCCCUAUGGCCCCACAUGGAGGCUUCUGCGGAAGGUUUGUGUGAGAGAGAUGCUCAGCACUACCACACUAAACGCCGUGUAUGGAAACCGUCGGCUGGUAAUCCGGCAGACGAUCCAGAGAUUGUCGAAGAAAGCAGGGACAACACCGGUCAAUAUCGGGGAGGAGGCGUUCUUUGUGAUGAUGAGGGUGGUGACAGGUAUGUUGUGGGGAGGGGCUAUGGAGGCUGAGGAAAGAGAAAAUAUUGAGUCAGAGUUUCGUGCGGCAGUGACAGAGUUUACAGGGUUGUUGAGUGAACCAAAUAUAUCGGACUUUUUUCCGGGUUUGGAGUGGUUUGAUUUGCAGGGGGUGGAGAAGAGGAUGAGGAAGUGUGCUAAGUGGUUGGAUGAUAUUUAUGAGAAGAUGAUUGAUCAACGGAUGAGGAUUAUUGGGGAAGGGAGGAAGAGUGAGAAGGAUUUUCUGGAGAUUUUGCUGCAAAUGAAGGAUGACUCUGAGGGCGAGGGUAAUGAUAAGGUGUCAUUUUCCAUGGCCCAUCUUAAAGCUUUGCUCAUGGAUAUGGUGGUGGGAGGAACUGACACUACCUCAAACACAGUCGAACUGGCAAUGGCAGAAAUAAUGAACAAACCCGAGGUGCUGAAAAAGAUACAGCAAGAGCUGGACAUAGUGGUUGGCAAAGAUAACAUAGUGGAGGAGCAUCACAUCUACAAACUACCUUAUCUACAAGCUGUCAUGAAAGAAGCCCUCCGUUUGUACCCUGUAAUCCCGCUGCUAGUCCCUCAUUGCCCAAGUGAGUCAUGCAUUGUUGGAGGCUAUACCAUCCCCAAGGGUUCCCGUGUUUUCUUCAAUGUAUGGGCUAUCCAUCGGGACCCUUCAGUAUGGACCGACCCAUUAAACUUUGAUCCAGAAAGGUUCCUGAAUGAUAAGUUUGACUUCCGUGGAAACGACUUCAGUUUCUUACCUUUUAGCUCAGGCAGAAGGAUUUGUGCUGGAAUAGAAAUGGCUGAGAAGAUGGUGCUGUUUUCACUAGCCUCACUGCUACAUUCCUUUAACUGGAAAUUGCCGGAGGGAGAAGAAUUAAAUAUCCAGGUGAAGUUUGGGAUCGUCUUGAAAAAGAAAGAGCCUCUCUUAGCAAUUCCCGAACGCAGGUUAUCUAGUCCAGCUCUGUAUGAAUAAGUAAGCUCUACGCAUUAUCUUGUUUUUCUGUUGAUUAGUUUAAGAUUCGGGAUAUUCACUACUCAUUAUGUUAAUAUACUCAAUACAAAAUAAGAGUAGCAAUCUGUAAAUGGUUAGCCGUUUGUGAAAGCGAGAAGAAUGGUUGUACAUUUAGUCAUUUACAGUUCAUCAGCAAUCUUAUAAAUUUUAUCGACUUAUAAACUUA
Molecule: messenger RNA, 2638 nt
Organism: Spinacia oleracea (spinach)
Lineage: Eukaryota; Viridiplantae; Streptophyta; Magnoliopsida; Caryophyllales; Amaranthaceae
Product: flavonoid 3'-monooxygenase CYP75B137
Exons: 3
Coding region: 805-2433 (542 amino acids)
Molecular function (GO): iron ion binding; heme binding; monooxygenase activity
Source: RefSeq, a predicted model, not a curated record